Molecule: messenger RNA, 3901 nt
Organism: Nilaparvata lugens (brown planthopper)
Lineage: Eukaryota; Metazoa; Arthropoda; Insecta; Hemiptera; Delphacidae
Product: protein FAM160B1
Exons: 14
Coding region: 159-2495 (778 amino acids)
Source: RefSeq, a predicted model, not a curated record
AGUUUAGAGUUCACUGGCUAUGGCUAUGGUAGGUAACCGUUUUGUGAACCAGAUUGUGUUUAACAACUUUCAUUAUAAUCAACGUAAUAUAAAAUUAUACAUUUUGAGAAAUGUUUGUAAUUACAUUUGUUACAUUAUUGAUCUAAAACUCAAAUAUUAUGUUGGGUAGAUUCUCAGUUGUAUUUCAAAAUGCCGUAGAUGCCCUAGCACCUCCUACUCCACUUCAUGAAGAUUUCAUCUAUCAUUGGAAGCGUCUUAUGAAACAUUAUCUGGCAGUUUCUUCAUAUCGUGAAGUACCAAUUGAACUCACAAACAUUCCAGCUCACCUCGAUCAACUUCAAAAGAUUUUGCAGAAAGAAGAUGAGGAAAGUAAGGAUGAAAAAAUGGGCCCAUGUGUUGAGUACUUGCUGCAACACAGUCUGUUGGAUUUGUUAGCCACAUUGGCGGCGUCCGAUGAUCCACCUGGCAUGAAGCAGUAUGUGCUUCAGUUUGUGACUCGCACAGUGGUUCAAAUCAAAGCUCCAAUCUUAGGACAUGUGUCUGUUUUUACAUCACUUCAGAAAUUGGUGAGCAUAUGUGAUGGAGCCAAGCAUUCACCUUGUGAAAAUGAUGAGGUCCAGUUCUUAUUUUCACUUAGUGCUCUUUUAAGGAAGCAUCCGCAGCUAAUACCAAUGUUGGAUACUCAGGUUCCUCGAACGCCAACCCUGGACAGACGCAGUAGCGUGGACAGUGAGGCCAGUAGUCACUAUUCAGUGAGCUCUGCGUUUCUGAGCAAUCCACUGUUGGCCAAUGGCAGUGAAGCUGAGCCUGCUGAGUGCUACACUCCUCCGCUCAACAACCCCCUCUUCCGUCCCUACAUUCCAAGUCCCCGUUCUAGGACGCCAAAGCUGUUGCCGGCUGCCACCAGUGCCACCAGUGGCUCAGUCGAUGAAGGCUGUGAUAUUUAUGAAAAUAGUAGUGAUAUUGGUCUUGCUUCCGAGACCGAUGAUGAUCCAGUAUUUUGCAAUGAGUUCAUGAUAUUGGACUCGCUUCUUAGUUACCUGGACUCUGCAGAUUCCAAGAUACGCCUGAAAGUAUGUCAAGGGAUUAUGCUUCUAGUAUCCCUUCCCGACAGCAAGUUUGUCAAUACGGUUCUGCAGAAUUCUCAAAUUUGUCUGACAAUCGCAUCUAAGCUGUGCUCACUUCUAGUCGAAAUUCCACCAACUUUGGAUCCAAAUUUGCUUGAUGAGCUCCAUGUCAGCUGGGGAUUGGAUGUUCCAGUGGCGCUUGAGACAUGUGCUACGGCCAAUGGCUACAGAGAGGCUCUCGCUUUCUUCACCUGGUUUGAUUAUUGUGACCAGCUGAUAAAAGAGGCUCAACUCUCGAUAGCUGAUGGCUUGGCAUCUUCUUUAAGAACGCACUUCUUUGUGGAGAUUUUUCCAGCUGAAGACUUCUCCAACAUAUUGUUCUUAUCAAUAAUUUGCAAGUGCUUUAAAAUGGCAUCCGCCCCAGCCCUCAACAGAGAAAUGAGUAUAUGGAUGGUAGGUGAAUCAAGAGAACCAGUAUCUCGUGACAAUGUCUCUGAAAUCAUGUCAAAAUCUCUAGUCAAAGCAGCGCUUCUAAAUUGCUUCAACGAAGACACCGCUUUAAGCUUGGAAAGCUUGCGUCUGUUCGAGGUGUUGUUGGAGAAAGGAAAUGAGCAUGUUCUCCACUGUUUAGUGAUUACUUAUGUAAAUAGAAGACUGUAUUUAGACCAGAACGCGUCUGCAUCGCAAAUUGCAUCCUGGAGUGACGAAGAAGAUGAGCGAGAGAAGAAUCGCGAAACGAAUCAUUCAGCAUCUGAAUAUUCAGAAAUUAAUCAGAGGCUGAUGACUCCCGAAGCAAAUAGCAGAAGAGCUCUAGCGUCUGGACACAUUGAUAAAAUUGUAAAUAGUUUUCUGAACGUGGUGCCUUUCGAAUUACGCUCGGCGCCAUCUGUGGACAACUCGUGCUACCAGCAGUAUGUGAGCGAGUCUUCGAGGCAGUACUCGAAAGUGAUGGCCGCGUGCCAGUCGUUCGAGUGGGCCAAGAUGCCCCCAAACAGCAGCCACAGCCACACUGUCAGCCAGUGUCAAUUCUACGAAGGCUUCUUCCUUGAAAUGCUCUUCAAGUUACUCAGGAACCUUCCUAAUCAGGCUUACGAAAUCAAUCUUCAGCUUACAGCAGUCAUUUCAAGGCUUUCUCUCUUACCACAUCCUUUUCUUCAUGAGUACCUUCUGAAUCCACUGCUUAAUCGGAAACCAGGCUCUGAUUCAUUGGUGAAAGCUCUGGGUGAUGUAGCUGCACAUCUUCUAAAUAGAGUUUGUGAAAUACCAGACUAUAAAGUGAAGCUAAUAAAUACGAGGCAUAGACUUUUGGGAGAUAUUCCUGAAGAAACGAACGUUGACUGCAGUCUACUUGAGAGUAUAGUUGUCUUGGAAGAACUGUGCAAAGAGUUAGCAGCCAUCGCCUAUGUCAAAUUCCACAGUGCUACCUGACAAGCAUCUUUGCAAUUAAUAAGUAGAAUCAUUGUUGUACAAACGCACAUUUAUACUCAUCAAUAUUAAGCAUUAUUUGUUACAAUCAAGCCAGUACAAUGUUUCUAGAUGCCCAUAAAACAUGGACGACAAUAGGAGGCUCUGCUACAUCUACUUUGCAUCAGGUCCCUAAAUUAACCACCUGUAUUUUUUAAAGGUUUCUGAAGUUAUGUUGACAUUUUCGAUUUGACAUAAUAUGCAUUAUUACUCAGUGGCGGCUGGAGUAAAUAUAGUUUGGAGGUUGCAGGUAUCAGGCAAAACUCUCAUAGUAAAUACGGAAACAAUAGGAAACAAAUUACAAUUUGUCAUUAAAUGGAACUUGUAUACUGACUAUAACUGUAUAGUCCGAACAGUAUAGUCCAUGUACGGAGUAGAGUCCGUAAUUCAAUUAUAGAGUUGAAGUACGUCUCCUCUUUAUUUUUGCCUUCAAAGUAUCCUAUGGGAUAUUCAACUCCCGAGCUGUCAGAUUGCUCAGGUAUAUUUAAAAAAAAAAAAAAUGUUACAAUAUCCACGAUAACGGAAGAUAAACUUCAAACUCCUAGACCCCAUGACAAUACUUAAAAGUUCAGUAGCAGGAACAUCGAAAUAAGUUUUACUCAAAUUACUAAGAGAAUCAAUUACUAAAUUUAGAGGGUAAUUAGAUUCCCUCCAAUUGUUCAUUCUAUUUAAAAGAUCGCUAAAAACUCCAUCAUUUAAUAUGAAAACAAGAACAUUCUUAUCGGUAAACAAACUCUUAUAUUAUUUGAAUCACAUAACUCAUUCAGUUGAUUCCAUUCUUCAAAGGAGAAAUACUUUUUAUUCCUAAGCAAUGAGAGACCUUCAGAUGUGUUCACACUAUUUUUCAUUUUUGCAAAAGAAAUCAUAACAUCCACCCUUUCACCAAAAUUAUAGACUAGGCUCAUUCUACUUUUAUGAGUAAUUAUUAUUGAACGAAAAUCCUAAAUAAAUGUUGCAAAUCACACCGAAGACCUCUGCUACUGCAGACAUUGACAACAGGGCUAACAGCUAGAUGGAAAUUCGAUGAGAACUACUAUCCAAAAAUUAGUUGCCAGCCCAGGAAUCGAACACGGUACCUCCCAAUUGCCAGUCAGGAAUGCUUGCCCUUACACCAAACUGACAAUCUUUGGAUAGCAGCGCUCAUUUUAUAGGAAGCCAUAGCGGCCAACUAGUUACAGAUGGAAUUAAAUAGACAAUGCAUUCUCUAUUUAAUUCCAUCUGUAACUUUUAUGAGUAUUGAUUCUUGCAUCAAAACUACAGUAUCAAUUUUGUCAAGGAUGGAAUUUAAAGUAAUCAUUUUGGGUCGGAUUGAUUGCUUGAUUUUACUAUCACUAUUAUUUUUAUUUAUUCUCAGUAUAUUAAAUACUAGC